Molecule: messenger RNA, 2874 nt
Organism: Symbiodinium sp. CCMP2592
Lineage: Eukaryota; Dinophyceae; Suessiales; Symbiodiniaceae
Source: the annotation of a GenBank genome assembly
AUGGGAAUUCAGGAUGCUUGCACCCGUGAGGUGUCUGUUGAAUGUGUAAGUUUUUGGUCAGAGGCAUGGGGAAGGUGGGGCCUGCUCAACUGCCCAGCAUCUUCCGAGGAAGAGGAUCUGCUUGGAGCAGGUUGCCAGGCUGAAGUGCUCACUGUGGCGAAGCUGACACGUGAGAGCACGAAUGAGAUAGAAGCAGGGCAUGCUGCAGGCAAGAAAUGGGCGAGGCGCCGGAGCGAUCUCGGCAGAGCUCUGAAGUUGCAGGACCAGAGUGCCCAGCGCAUGAUGAGGAUGUUGCAGGGGAUGCCGGCUCUCCAUGCAGACCUCUGGUCCGAUCUGUCCAUGGCAGGCAACAAGGGUCCGACUGAGGACUCUUCCGGGAACGGAAAGAAACGCAAGGGCCCAGGACAAAACCCGGAAAAGACUACUGCCAAGAAACAAAGAAGCAUCUCUGCAUAUCAGGCUUAUGUGGCCAGCAAUGUCCGGGGCCGACUGGCAAACAGGGAGGAUGUGCAAAAGUACCGGCAGCUCUCCGAGUCUGAGAUGCAGAAGUAUGGGAACCUGGCCCAUGCCAUGACCCAAAGGCGUCGUGUCGCUGGAGGAAAACGCUCGAAGGUUCGCAGGGCAGAUCCCUUGGCUUGGCCUUUGAGGCUGAAGCGCAAGGCGGCCAGGCGGCUGCAAAGUCGCUUUGAUCCCAAGGAAGCACGCCGACAGCUCCAAAGAGAUCGGUCCGAUCCACUGUGGAUGAGGUGGCAGCAAAUCAGCUCGGAAAUGGACAGACAGCACAAUCAGGCCCAAGCAGGGGACAAGCAGGCCCGAGAGGACUUUCUGUCGCAUGUGGACUGCAAGGGUGAACUUUGGCCUCUAGAUCCUUUGAAGGACCACAUCUUCAGCUGGCGCAUCCAACGACCACCUGCCUGCUCUGAUCCUGUCCCUGACACAGGCUUCACUUCUGACUUUGUGCAACACACAUGGAUGAGCAAAGCUGCUCAAGAUGUUGCUUGUGCUCCGAGCAUCACCGGAGUUCUUGGACGGUCAAGGGAGUCGCGGCUGGCGGAGUGGGAGCGGCGGCACGUGGUUUUGCGGCCUAUGCCUGGGGUCAAACUAGCGAAAGAGUCUGAUAAUGCUCGAGCAGCCCGUGCCAUCAGACAAGCUGGGCUUGUGCUCUCCCCUGCAGCCCGCAACCUGGAAAAGGCAUUAGCCAACAUGCUGAUGACCUUUGCUGGUCAAGGCUUGAAGGAGCCGUCCAAGGUCAAAAGCAAGCAGCGAUUGCUGCUCGAUGAGAACCACGUAGUUGUCCGGUUGCAGAGGCCCGAGAUUGCCGGGUCCAUGGUCCGAUGCCUUUGGUAUCAGGUUUGCUACCUGACAUAUGAUCGGCCUGUGCGAGCCACCUUCCUGUCUCUGGAGGAGGACACGUACCUCCAGCCGACCACGAGGCAAGGUCUCAUCUUGGCCCCGAAGUGGAAACCGGGAUGUGGUCGGCAAACAUGGCUUUUCAGCCUUCCAGAGCUGGCUGCUUCCUUGGUGCCUAGCAGCAAUUGGACGGGGGAGUUCUUGUAUAUUAAAGGUUGCGGACUUGGGCCCGAAAAGGAGGAGGCUGACAACGACAGGCCAUUUUUCCUGGAUGUGCAACCCAUGGACACAGGUCCGUUUACUCUCGAUUCCGUCUGCACUUCGAAGGGGCCGAAUGGUCCAGACCAGGCAGGGUCCGAGAGUGAUGAUGAUGCUGUCCAGACAGAGGCACUCCAGACAAAGGCCCGAGUCAGCCAGGCUUUCAAAUCUGCUGCUUUGGACGUCCAUGGAAUGCUUCCACAGGAAGAGGUCGAAGACAUCAUCCAGAGAGCUGCAAAAGGCAAAACAAUACAGCUUGCGGAUGAUGUCAAGGUCCUCUUUACCUUCCGACAGCCAAGCAAGCAAAAUCCCUGUGGGGGUUUUCAGGUCCGAUGCUACUGCCACAGGCCCGACAAGAAGGUCAACAAGGCAGGGACCGAAUAUGCGCUGGCAUGUCGCCGCACUAUGUCCAUUCCAGGAAGUGGCCAAGCUGCAGAGACUCUGAAGCAUCUGUCCGAAUGGGCCCUGGCCGGACCGAAUUUCGAGAGUCGAGUGAAGCACCAGGCCAUGCCACUACCUGGAAGAAAGACCAAGGCAGCAAAGGGGACGAGUGCAGGGAAAAAGGCUUGCAGCAAAAAGAAGCGGUCCAGCUCCUCGAGCAGCUCCAGCAGUAGCAGCAGCAGUGACAGCAGCAGCAGCCAGAGCAAGAGCAAAAACCAGGGCCGAAUGGAUGAGCUGCGUCUGCCACGGGGUGUUGCCAACUUACCUGCAGGCAUCCUGGUGAAAGGAAGCUAUGAGCUGAGCGACGUUCCCGGUGAUGGGGAUUGCUUGUUCACUGCUUUGGGCAGAGAGCUGGAGUGCAAGGAAAAGCUCAUCCCGGGCAUGCGGCUGCCCAGUGGCCAGAGUGGUUCGAACAUGGGCCCGAGGUGGCGGUCGCAACUGGUGCAAUCUGUUCGUCGAUUGGCCAGCAGCAGGACACAGUUUGAGGGCCUUGGCAUAUCAGACUGGCUGCAGCACUCUGGGUGGCCCGACCUGGAAUCCUACAUCGAUGGGAUGACACUGGCCGCAGAAAAUCCAGAGGAUCCACGGCAGCACUGGGGUGGCUUUCUGGAGGCUACGAUCUUGUGUCAUGCAACAAGCCCAUUGGUAGGUUGUCUGUUGGCCAGGCAGGUUCGAGAGGGGGUCCGAUGCCAAGCUUGGUGUGGUGCUCCGUUCAAAGGCCCACCAAAUUAUGUGGCCAUCUGCUGGACAGGAAACCACUGGCAGAGACUUCGUCUUAGGAAACCAGCCGAAGAGAAGCUGCAGGAGUGGUUCCUCUCUGUGUAG